AUGUCAAUUAUGGACCAUAACCCCACCACAGGGGUUGUUACAGUAAUCGUCAUCCUUAUUGCCAUUGCAGCCCUUGGUGCCUUAAUUCUGGGUUGCUGGUGUUAUCUUCGCCUGCAGAAGUUCAGCCAGUCAGAGGAUGAGGAGAGUAUUGUUGGAGAAGGAGAGACCAAAGAGCCUUUUCUCUUGGUUCAGUAUUCCGCCAAAGGACCUCGGGUGGAGAAGAAAACCAAGCUAACCCCUAACGGCACGGAAUCUCAUAGCUGA
This is a messenger RNA of Staurois parvus, 264 nucleotides long. NCBI's taxonomy places the organism in Eukaryota, Metazoa, Chordata, Amphibia, Anura, Ranidae. The record is from the annotation of a GenBank genome assembly.